Salvia splendens (bonfire salvia) is the source of this 852-nucleotide messenger RNA. RefSeq lists its product as uncharacterized. Lineage: Eukaryota; Viridiplantae; Streptophyta; Magnoliopsida; Lamiales; Lamiaceae. Bases 1 to 852 code for a protein of 283 amino acids. The record is from RefSeq and is a predicted model, not a curated record. The transcript has a single exon.
AUGGAGCAGAAACAGGGCAGCAAGAAUGAUGAGAUUUCGAAUUUGGGCGCUAGAACAAAGGCUAACAGAAGAGGGAUUAGUUUAGGGCCAGCAGAAAUCCUUUCUGCAGGGCGUAGAGGGAUGAGUUUGGGGCCUUCGGAGAUUUUCGGGGCGGCGAAAUCGAGGCAGAUGGUGAUCAACACCACCUCUCUGCAGAGUAGGAGGCAAUCUUGCUUGUUUAAGUUGCAGGGGAUUGAUGAGGAGAGGGUGGAGAGCUGCAGUUUGAGCCCGAAAUCGAGGAAAUUUGCUGAGAAAUUGAGGCAAGCCGUGACCACCAUUGGUUCAAGAAAGGCUGUGAAGAAGGAAGAAUCUGUUUUAAGCUCAGUCCAGCCAAAGAAGCUGUUUAGGGAUGGCGAGAAAUCAGUUCCAAACAAGAAGGCGUCUAGGCCGGGGAGGGUGGUGGCGAGUAGGUAUAAUCAGGGCGCGUCUCAGGCUUCGGCGAUGAGGAAGAUAUCGUUGCCGGAGAGUGAUGGUGAUGCAGGGAAAAGGGUUGAGAAGACGCGGUCUUUUUCCGUGGGGAAGACGAGGGCUAAUGAAGGCGAGGGCCGGGUGAAGAAAAGGUGGGAGAUUCCUAGUGAGAUUAUAGUUCAUAGCAGUGUGGGGGGAGAGGGAGAGGGAGAGGGGGAGAAGUCUCCUGGAUGUGUUGUGGCAGCGCCUGGCCUUCUUCCGAGGCUGAGGAUCGCUCGCUGCAACAGGAGUCCACGUGACUCGGGGCCUGCCAAGAAGGUUGCACAACUAGUUGGGAGGAAGUCAUACUUUUCUAUUGAUGAGGGAGUGGACGUGGAGAAUUCUGUGUCAAGCUCUGAGCUAUGA